AUGUCAAAGGUCAUCUAUGCUGAACCAGAUAUGAACAAGAGGGUCAAGUUUGACAGAGGUGAGAUGGAGGAGAUGAUUGUUGAUAUCUACGUCAGUGCAGACACCCUGAGAGACGCAGAGCCUGAUAGCCCAGGGAAGAGACCCUUCCUAGUUGCUGCAGUGUAUCUGGGGCUGCUGUGUGUUCUCCUACUGGCUGGGAUCAUAGGCCUGUCUGUCUACUAUAACAGAGCCAUCAAAGAUUCUGAGGAUAAAAGGAACAACUUGUCACAGAGUUUAUCACUUUAUAAGACUAACGCAACUGCAGAGAGAGACCAGUUACAGACCAGAUACAACAACCUGACUGAAGAGAGAGACCAGUUACAGACCAGAUACAACAACCUGACUAUAGAGAAAGACAGGCUUCAGAAUUUGCUUUGUGGUCAGUGAGCUGGUUUUCAUACCUUUCUUUAUUAUAAAGACAAUGUUUCAUUGAGAUCUAAAAAAACAUGUUGUGACGGAUGGAAGAAGUUUGAAUCCAGUUGGUACUUCCUCUCUACUGAGGAGAACACCUGGGAGAAGAGCAGACAGGACUGUCUGGAGCGAGGAUCAGACCUGGUGAUCAUAAACAGUGAUAAGGAACAGGAGUUUCUCUUCAACUUCAAGAAGAGAGUCUGGAUUGGUCUGACUGACAGAGAGACAGAGAAGACCUGGAAAUGGGUGGAUGGAACACCACUGACCACAGAAAGGUACUGGCAUGAACCACAGCCUGAUAAUGCAGGUCCUACUGGGGACGAGGACUGUGUUGAGAUACGUACUGAUCAGAGUCCUCUGGAGGCAUGGAAUGACAUGUCAUGCGACCUGAAACUCAACUGGAUUUGUGAGAAAGUGGUUUAUCAUCACCAUGACAACAUACUGUAAAACACAGCAGCCUAUAGUACAGACAACCUCCUCCUUCAUUCUCUGUCUGUCUGUCGCUGUCUGUCUCUGUCUGUCUGUCGC
Salvelinus fontinalis (brook trout) is the source of this 978-nucleotide messenger RNA. Its product is annotated as C-type lectin domain family 4 member F-like. NCBI's taxonomy places the organism in Eukaryota, Metazoa, Chordata, Actinopteri, Salmoniformes, Salmonidae. The transcript has 7 exons. The record is from RefSeq and is a predicted model, not a curated record.